AUGUCAGCUGCUAAAGUAUUUAUUGACCACGCUAAAGAACCAUUAUUCAGUGAGCCAUCUAUUUACAAAAGUGAUCCAGAACGUUACGAGAGAGAUUGGGUUCCAAAGAUCAAAGCUUAUAAUGAUGCUUUGAAAAGUGCCAUGCCAAAGGAAUAUCUUGCUCCUUCAACUUUAUAUCCAGAAGAUUUAGAUGCCGCUCCUUUUAAUGCUACCACUGUCCCAGAGAAAGUGUUGGAUGAGAAAUCACUACAAAUUACAAAUAUGACUGCUACCGAAUUGGCUAAAAAAAUCGCUGCUAAAGAAUUGACUGCCUCAGAAACCAUUUUGGCCUUCAUCAAAAGAGCAACAAUUGCCCAUCAAUUGACCCAUUGUGCUAUGGAAAUAUUAUUUGAAGACGGUAUCAAAAGAGCUAAGGAAUUGGAUGAAUAUCAAGAAAAAUACGGUAAAACUAUCGGUGCGUUACAUGGUGUUCCAGUUUCUUUGAAAGAACAUUAUGAUUACGCUGGCCGUGUCACUCAUGGUGGAUUUGUUGGUUGCCUUGAUAGAGUUAGUGAAAAGUUCUCUGUAACUAAUCAAAUCUUGUAUGAUCUAGGUGCUGUUUUCUACAUUAGAACUACUGAACCUCAAUGUUUGAUGCAUUUGGAUAGUAUUAAUAACAUCACUGGUCGUGGUAGAAAUGCUUACAAAACUUCACUAUCUCCAGGUGGUUCCUCUUCUGGUGAAGGUGCUUUGAUUGGUAUGAGAGGUUCUCCAUUAGGUGUUGGCUCUGAUAUUGGUGGCUCAAUCCGUUCACCAGCUGCUUUCAAUGGUAUUUGGGGUUUGAAACCAUCAACUAAAAGAUUAUCAAUGGCUCGUUGUUUUGCUCCUUUUGAAGAUACUUAUCCUGAAACUAUUGGUUGUGCUUUAGGUCCAAUGAGUAAUUCUGUUGAUGAUUUAGAAUUAUUCAUGAAGAAUUAUGUUGCUGCAGAACCAUGGAAAUAUGAUCAAGAUAGUCUUCCAAUUCCUUGGAGAGAAGUCCCAACUCCGAAACCAUCAGAUUUAACCAUUGGUAUUGUUUAUGAUGAUGGUGUUGUCAAACCUCAUCCUCCAGUUCUACGUGCCUUGAAGAAAGUUGAAGAAGAUUUGAAAGCUGCUGGUGUUAAUGUCAUCACUUGGGAUUCUCAUAAAGUUUAUGAAGCUGCUGAAGUUGCUAAUGCCGCUUACACUUGUGAUGGUAAUUAUUCUGCCUUCAAUAGAUUAUCUGCUUCUGGUGAACCUUUAGCCCCAUUAACUGAACAUUAUUUAACUUUUGGUAAAGGUGAUAAAGGUUUGAAAACCUUAGAGUUACAAUUUUACACACAUACAAGGGAAGUUCUACGUCAAGAAUACCUAGAUUUAUUUAACGAAAGAGGCGUGGAUUUUAUUAUUGCUCCAACUUACGUUGGUACUGCUCCAAAGACUUCAGAAAUUAAAUAUUGGGGUUAUACUUCAUUAUGGAACAUUUUGGAUGCUACUUGUGUUACUUUCCCAACUGGUGUCUUUGGUGAUAAAUCAAUUGAUUUGAAAGAUGAAUCAUACAAACCUCGUAAUGAGUAUGAAGCUUAUGAGUAUGGUAUCUAUGAUCCAGAAGCUUCUGAUGGUAUGCCAGUUGGUCUGACCUUGGCUGGUAGACGUUAUUGUGAGGAAGAAGCUCUCAAAGCUUCUAAGGUCAUUGCAGAUAUUUUGAAAGUUUAA
Hansenula anomala is the source of this 1713-nucleotide messenger RNA. RefSeq lists its product as uncharacterized. The coding region runs from base 1 to 1713 and encodes 570 amino acids. Lineage: Eukaryota; Fungi; Ascomycota; Saccharomycetes; Phaffomycetales; Wickerhamomycetaceae. The record is from RefSeq and is a predicted model, not a curated record. The transcript has a single exon.